Messenger RNA from Symbiodinium sp. CCMP2592, 867 nucleotides. NCBI's taxonomy places the organism in Eukaryota, Dinophyceae, Suessiales, Symbiodiniaceae. The record is from the annotation of a GenBank genome assembly.
AUGCGUUCAAGAUAUCUCGAGAUACCUGUCGAGGGCAUGCAGCUCGUGAGCAGUGGGUACAACCCAGUCCUCAUGCAGAAGGGCAUGAAGGCAGCUGCCAACUUCAUUGCCUCCGAGGUUGACCAGCUGGCAAAGCCAGUUCAAAGCGGCGAUCUUAAAGAUAUCGCCACAGUUUCCGUCGGCGGAGACGAGGGCAUGGGGCAGAAGAUCUCUCAGGCUUUUGAGACAGUCGGUGACACUGGCAACGUCGUGAUCGAGGAGUCGCAGGUGCUCGAGGAUGAGGUCGAGGUGAGUGAAGGCCUGACCCUCGAUCGAGGCUACAUCUCUCCCUACUUCGUCACAGAUGCGCAGCGCCUGGUAGCAGAGCUCAAGAAGCCCCGAGUCCUCGUGACCGAUCAGAAGCUCUCAGAUGCUUACGACAUCCUUACCUUGCUGGAGGACCUGCUGAAGACCAAGCAGCCUAUCUUCAUCAUCGCAGAUGAUGUGACUGGUGAGGCUCUUCAGACCCUUGUUCUGAACAAGCAGCGGGGCAUCCUGGAUGUCGUCGCCAUCAAGGCCCCUGCCUUCGGCGCGCGGAAGACGGCAAUUUUGCAAGACCUUGCGCUGGCCACAGGUGCUGAAUUCAUCAACUCCGAGCUGGGCAUGACCCUUGCAGAUGCAACGGUGGACCAGCUCGGCACAUGUGAGAAGGUCGUCGUGGAGAAGGAGAAGGCUGUGCUGGUGACCGAUGGAAGCCAUGCAGAGGCGGUGAAGGAGCGCAUUAAGCAGCUUGAUCAGCAGCUGGAAGAGACUGACAGCAGCUACGACCAGGAGAAGAUUCAGGCGGAUCAGUCAUGUGGGAGUUUUGGAAGAAUGGGGGCUCCUUGA